Messenger RNA from Orbilia oligospora ATCC 24927, 2826 nucleotides. RefSeq lists its product as uncharacterized. The record is from RefSeq and is a predicted model, not a curated record. Gene Ontology annotation, cellular component: membrane. Gene Ontology annotation, molecular function: monoatomic cation transmembrane transporter activity. Bases 1 to 2826 code for a protein of 941 amino acids. NCBI's taxonomy places the organism in Eukaryota, Fungi, Ascomycota, Orbiliomycetes, Orbiliales, Orbiliaceae. The transcript is spliced from 5 exons. Gene Ontology annotation, biological process: monoatomic cation transport; transmembrane transport; intracellular calcium ion homeostasis.
AUGCGACAGAAUUUAAGCCGUAUAACAUGGCACAUACUGCUAUUGUUGGCGGUAUUGGCAGUAGCGACUUCGGCGACUGCCAUCACCUCGGAUUCCCUAAAUGAUGGAUCACGCAUGCUGGUCCGAAAUGCUAAGCCGACAACGCAGCCGACGUUUACGACCCUGAUCAAGAGGGUGCUUCUGCCUGUGUCGAGAUUGGAAAAGCGGGAUCUCGAAUGUCGCAAAAUCCAUAAACCGAAAUACACCGAUAAAUGCGCCUUCGUUCGCGAAAAUUGCGAGGAUGAAGAAGUCGGCUUCUUCGACUACCUGGCCCUUUACUACUGUAACUUUGGCGGCGUAAAUUCGGGGUUGAAAUUCAUACCGAUGACGAUAAUGAUAACGUGGAUGACGGUCUUGUUCACCAUGAUCGGUAUUGCUGCUAGCGACUUCUUCUGCGUCAAUCUUUCCACGAUAUCAACAAUUCUUGGGAUGUCGCAAAGUUUGGCCGGUGUUACAUUUUUAGCGUUUGGAAAUGGUUCACCGGACGUCUUUAGUACCUUUGCCGCGAUGAAGAUCAAUUCUGGAUCGUUGGCAGUGGGGGAAUUAGUCGGUGCUGCAUCGUUCAUUACGGCCGUGGUUGCUGGAUCUAUGGCUAUUGUAAGGCCCUUCACGGUGGCAAAAAAGUCGUUUGUGAGGGAUGUGGUAUUCUUUAUGGUGUCCGUGUCAUUGGGAAUAUACUUUUUGUAUGAUGGAAGGAUAUUACUAUGGGAGUGUGUGGCUAUGGUGGGGCUUUAUGCUUCCUAUGUGAUAUUUGUGGUUGGGUGGCAUUGGUAUACGAAACGCCAGAAGAGGAAGAAGAUGAUUGAGAUUAGGACAAGGGGCCAUUACACUGAUAUCGUCGACGAAGAGGAGUUGGAAGAAGAAGAAGAUGCGAGUAUGGGGGUACAAAGGGGACCGCGGUUGACUUUGAAUACAGACUUCAGUGCUUUGGAGAGAAACGACGAGGAUGUCAAUGAAGAUGGGGAGUCAGAGGAAGAUAGGAUAGAGAGGGAGGAGUUUGCAGAGCUGAACAGCAGUAUGAGGUUAGGCAGACCGAGUAUUGCGAGGCACGUUACACCAGUGACACCAAUUCGGCCGUCUUUAAUCGGUGCUCUUGAGUUUCGAUCUGUUCUACAAUCUCUGAACCAGGAUAGGAAUCUACCUGGAAGAUCUAUUCAUCUUCGAAGUUAUUCCGAUGACCUACAGGAACCUAGUAGUGCCAUCGAACCUGUCAUCCCUCGUGCUCGUCACUCGAGACACCAUUCCACAAUUGAUACAAGCGAAUUCGAAGCUAGAAGCCGUGCACAGCCUGGAGGUGGCCACCUUGCACCCCCGACCCCUAUGGGUGGUAGGGCUAGAGCCGUGUCUGUGAACGACGCGGCUCAGAUAUCAAAUGGGUCGGAUUACUUCACACGGCAGACUUCGCAGAGCAAUAUUCCAGGCCUGGCAUCCCCGGGUUCUAUCGCCGAAGAAGCUACAGAAGAGCCUCCACUUAUUGCACUCGAUCAUGCGUCGCCACUGGCCGCGCCCCCAGGUUUUGGAAACUACCAACUUCAAGUUCCAUCGUCGCAACAUCUCGCACCGCCCGGCCUGUCGCCGAUAGUCUCUGAGGCAGUAUCUCCGUCGGCUAGCCCGUUGUUAUCUAGUAGAACUAGCAGUCGGGAUGGUAGCCCUUCACGCUAUAUGGACUCGCCGCGGCCUGUCUCUCGAAGUACUACAGGCAAUGGCGAUAUCCCCAUCAUCAACCUCCCCCCUUCUGCCACAUCCACAGAUAACUCGGAGUUCAUCACCUUGCCAGUAAGACAUCCAAGACUAUUCAAGUACUGGCCUUACACCAUCCUUCCCGGCCCGGACGUGUUCUUCUCCACCCUUUUCCCCACACUCUACACCUUCAACGAGAAAAAUAUCUGGGGAAAAUUUCUUGCCAUCUUCUCCGCCCCUCCCAUAUUCCUUCUAACGAUCACAUUACCUAUUGUUGAUGUUCCCGAAGAACCCAAAUCUCGCCCCCCGUCGAGAAAACCCUCUAAUGGCGGGAGCGUACUACCGAGCCCCGCAAGUACAGUACCAACGGUGAACUUCGAUUUCCAGCCGGCCUGGAUGAAGGACAAUGAUGAACCAAAGGAUUGGAAUAGGUGGCUUGUUGCAACUCAGUGCAUCACGGCUCCAAUUUUCAUCGUUUUAGCUGUUUGUGCUGGCCAAAUACCCCUUCUUUUCCCAAUUCUCUAUGCUCUCCUCAGCGGGCUCGUAGCUCUCCUACUGCUACUAUUGCUCACGAGGACGGAUAGGCCGCCGAGGUAUAGAUACCUACUUUGUUUUGUUGGGUUCGCGGUUAGCAUCUGCUGGAUAUCGUCGAUUGCAAACGAAGUUGUCGGUGUUUUGAAAGCCUUAGGGGUUAUACUUGGGAUUAGCGAUGCCAUCUUGGGACUUACGAUCUUUGCAGUGGGCAACUCCCUUGGCGAUCUAGUAGCCGACAUCACUGUCGCCCGCCUAGGCUUCCCUGUCAUGGCACUAUCUGCCUGCUUUGGUGGUCCCAUGUUGAACAUCCUGCUUGGCAUUGGAGGCUCUGGGAUAUACAUGACCAUCGCUCCGUCGUCAGAAAACUAUUAUCAGAUCGAAGUUAGUAGCACUCUAAUGAUUAGUGCGAUCACGUUGCUCGGAACCCUGUUGUUUUUGCUGGCAGCCGUGCCGAUGAACAAUUGGAGAAUGACGAGAGGCCUAGGAUGGGCACUGGUGGGGAUUUGGGUGGUCAGCACCAUAAUCAAUGUCGUUGUCGAAGUUAGUGGAGUGGGUAAAAGAUUGGAGUUCUAA